CAAUUGUUUUCAAAACAUCUUUCGCAGAAUCACUCAGGAGGCAGAAACGAUGUACGAGUUCUUGAGUAACAAUUGCACAUGUACAUAUGUCUUGGGUGCGUUUGUGCUGCUAUGGGUUCUGGUGUGGUUCUACCGGGACAACUUGGAGAUCACCAAGGUGUCGGAGAAACACGUUUUUGUGACCGGUUGCGACUCUGGGUUCGGAUACCUACUGUGCAAGUGCCUGGACAAACGUGGUUUCCGCGUCCUAGCUGGGUGUUUCACAGAAAAGGGAGCAGAUGAUCUGAAGAGCGCGACAGGACCUUACCUGAAGACCUGCAUCUUGGACGUGACCAGCACGGCCAGCAUUCAGAAGGCUUUGGAAUGGACCAUAAAAGAAGUUGGAGAUAAAGGACUUUGGGGUCUCGUGAACAACGCAGGACGCUCCCUUCCCAUGGGUCCAUCAGAGUGGAUGAAAAUCGAAGACUUCCAAAGCACGCUUAAAGUCAACAUGACUGGCAUGAUCGAGAUGACCAUGGACUUCUUGCCUCUUGUCAAAAAGGCCCGUGGACGAGUGGUGAAUGUGGCGUCAGUGUUGGGAAGAGUGGCAGCUAACGGCGGAGGAUACUGCAUAUCAAAGUUCGCAGUGGAGAGCUUCUCUGAUUGUCUCAGGAGGGAUAUCCAAAAUUUUGGGGUCAAUGUGUGCAUCAUUGAACCUGGUUUCUUCAAGACUCAGGUGACUAGCUUAGAGCCCAUCGAGAAGGAACUUCAUCGCCUCUGGAACCAACUGACCCCUGAAGUGAAGGAGAGCUAUGGAGACAAAUACUUGGAUAAAUACAUCAAGAUCCAGAGGCUGAUCAUGAACACCAUAUGCGACUCUGACCUCAGUAAAGUGACCAACUGCAUGGAACAUGCCCUGCUGGCCGUCCACCCAAGAACACGCUACAGCGCAGGCUGGGACGCCAAGCUCUUGUGGAUUCCCUUGUCUUACAUGCCUGCUUGUGUUGUAGAUAUCGCGCUGAAGCUGGUGUUGCCAAAGCCUGCAAAAAGUGUCUAGAUUUGGAAGUAAUCUUAGGCCACAUAUGUUUAACUCUUAUCUUUCAUUUCCCUCUUAUGAUACACUAUAGAUACUCUAUUUUUGGGUCUUACUAAUGGCGCUUUUCCACUGCAUGUUACGGCAUGGUACGGUUCACUUUUGGGGGGUUUUCUACUGGGUACAGUACCUGGUAUGUUUUUUAGUACCA
Messenger RNA from Carassius carassius (crucian carp), 1223 nucleotides. Its product is annotated as retinol dehydrogenase 7-like. The record is from RefSeq and is a predicted model, not a curated record. Gene Ontology annotation, molecular function: oxidoreductase activity. The coding region runs from base 50 to 1036 and encodes 328 amino acids. The transcript has 5 exons. NCBI's taxonomy places the organism in Eukaryota, Metazoa, Chordata, Actinopteri, Cypriniformes, Cyprinidae.